Heterocephalus glaber (naked mole-rat) is the source of this 1741-nucleotide messenger RNA. RefSeq names its product acyl-coenzyme A thioesterase 3. NCBI's taxonomy places the organism in Eukaryota, Metazoa, Chordata, Mammalia, Rodentia, Bathyergidae. The record is from RefSeq and is a predicted model, not a curated record. Gene Ontology annotation, molecular function: fatty acyl-CoA hydrolase activity. Gene Ontology annotation, biological process: fatty acid metabolic process; acyl-CoA metabolic process.
AUGGAUCCAAGAAGUUGGGGACGGUUUUCUGGGUCCACGCAGCUCAGGCUGAGCGUCCGGAGCACUCGGACCCCUGUACGGACAACUGCUACGCUAAGCCUUGAGCCCGCAGGCCGCAGCCUCUGCGACCAGCCGCUGCGCAUCGCAGUGCGCGGCCUGGCCCCCGAGCAGCCCGUCACGACGCGCGCGUCCCUGCGCGACAAGAAGGGCGCGCUCUUCCGGGCCCACGCGCGCUACUGCGCCGACGCCGCCGGCCCGCUGGACCUGGACCCCGCGACCGCUCUGGGCGGCAGCUUCGCAGGUCUCGAGCCUGUGGGGCUGCUCUGGGCCAUGCAGCCUGACAGGCCUUUUUGGGGCCUGAUCAAGCGGGACGUGCAGAUACCCUUUGUCGUGGAGCUGGAGGUGCUGGACGGACAUGAGCCCGAGCCCGACCUUGGGAAGCUGCAGGCCCGCUCGGUGCACGAGAGCCACUUCCUGGCGCCCGGGGUGCAGCGCGUGCCUGUGCGGGAGGGCCGGGUGCGGGCCACGCUCUUCCUGCCGCCAGGACCUGGGCCCUUUCCUGGGAUAGUGAACCUUUUUGGAGUUGGAGGAGGCCUUCUAGAGUAUCGAGCUAGUCUUCUGGCUGGGAAGGGUUUUGUUGUGAUGGCUCUGGCUUAUUAUAACUAUGAUGACCUCCCCGAGGACAUAGAUAUCAUCCACCUGGAGUACUUUGAAGAAGCUGUGAACUACCUCCUCAGUCACCCUCAGAUAAAGGGUUCAGGAAUUGGGCUGCUUGGGACUUCCAAAGCGGGUGAACUCUGCAUCUCCAUGGCCUCUUUCCUGAAAGGCAUCACUGGUGCUGUAAUCAUCAAUGGCUCCAUCGCCAGUGGGGGAACCUUACUGUAUAAGGAUGAGACCUUGCCCCCUGUGGGCAGCCAGAAAAAACAAAUCAAGGUGACCAAAGAUGGCAUGAAAGACAUUGUGGAUGUCCUGAACAACCCUUUGGAAGGACCUGACCAGAAGAGCCUCAUUCCUGUGGAAAGGUCUGACACCACCUUCCUGUUCCUUGUAGGUCAGGAUGAUCACAACUGGAAGAGUGAGUUCUAUGAUGAGGGCUCUAAGGACUUAAAGGCCCCUGGGAAGAAAAAGCCCCAGAUCAUCUGUUACCCAGAAACUGGGUACUGCCUGGUGCCCCCUUACUUCCCCUUGUGCUGAGUGUCUCUGCAUUCCUUGGUGGGUGGUCCUGGCAUCUGGGGAGGGGAGCCCAGAGCUCAUGCCAUGGCCCAGGUGGACGCAUGGAAGCGACUCCAGACCAACUUCCACAAACACUUGGGUGUUAAAGAGGGAACCAUCCCAGCAAAACUGUAAUUUUUGUGUGAUAGUGUAUGUAACAUCUGUGAUGCUGAUCUCUCCUGGAAAUAGCUGCUACAAUUACUGUGUGUAUAUGUAUUUUUCUUUUUAACAACUGUUUAGAGACUUUUCCUCAAAGAUUUUUAUCUACUCCUGUGGGGAAUAAUUCUGCAUAAAUUAUAAGCAGUGGAAAAGCUUAUUUAUUACUAUCAUAUGUCAUCCAACUGACAGGCUUUCACUCUGAAAAAAAAGAAAAGAAAAGUGAGUACCACUCAUUAACUCUACCUGCUACACAACUGGAGUUUAGUUAUUUGCUAAAUGACUGCUGGUUAAUAAAUAAAUUAUUGACUGAUGUGUAAGAAAAGCAUAAACAGUGGCCCUUCGUGUCUGUGGGCUCCACAUUGUACAUUCA